Camellia sinensis is the source of this 1354-nucleotide messenger RNA. The record is from RefSeq and is a predicted model, not a curated record. NCBI's taxonomy places the organism in Eukaryota, Viridiplantae, Streptophyta, Magnoliopsida, Ericales, Theaceae.
CAUAUAUGCGUAAUCGAAGUCAUCCAGAAGGUUCAAUUGCAGAGGGAUACUUAGUUGAAGAGUGUAUGACCUUUUGCUCAAGGUACUUGGAUGAUGUCGAGUCAAAAUUGAAUCGACCAAUAAGGAAUUACGAUGUUAGCGACAAUCCUGGGAUAUUACUGGGUCAUGCUUUAGGAAAAGGAAAAGGGUUUGCGCUUGAUAACACAUCAUGGGUACAAGCUCAUCGGUAUGUGUUAUUUAACACUGCUGCGGUUGUCCCAUAUCGAGAGGAGCAUCGUGAUUUUAUUAAGCGGUCACAUCGUCGUCUUAAAGAUUUUGAUGUGGAUCGCCGUCACAAUGAUGAGUUUCCCAGAUGGUUUAAUUCUCAUGUUGAAGAGCUUCUAGCUAUUGAAAAUGCUGUGUUGUCAGAUGAGAUUAAAACUUUGGCAUUGGGACCUAGUAAAAAGGCCACGAGAUUCAAUGGGUAUAUAAUUAAUGGUACUAGGUAUCAUACGAGGAGUCGUGAGUGGAGAAGAAAAACUCAAAAUAGUGGGGUUAUGGUGAAAGCAAAGACUUGUAGCUAUGCAAGUACCAGAGACAUGAAUCCUGUGGAAGGUGAAGUAGCAUACUAUGGAUAUGUGACAGAUAUUAUUGAAUUGUAUUACUCAUACGACCGUAGAUAUGUGCUAUUCAUGUGCGACUGGAUUGACAACAACAAAGGAUUGAAGCAGGAUGGGUUUGGUUUCACACUUGUUAAUUUCAAUCAUUUGUUAUAUACAAAGAAACAAAAUAGUGAUGAGCCAUUCAUCCUAGCAUCUCAGGCACAACAAGUUUUCUAUGUUAAUGAUCCCGUUGAAGCUGAUUGGGAUGUUGUAGUCAGGAUGAAACCUAGAGACUUGUAUGAGGUGUGUGGAGAACAACCAAUUAAUGAUGGAGAACAUCACAAUGAAGUGGAAGGAUUUGGCGACCAAGAAUUAGAUGCAACUUCGUUUGCUUGUGAAGAGGACAUAAAUUGGGUUAGGCAAGGUGAAGUUGGAACAACUAUUGAUGAAACUAUUGGACCUCUUGGGAUAUCGACACAGACACAAUCUGAAGAUGAUGAAGAAAUGAUAUGAUUUUGUAAUUUUGUUUCAUAUUCAUUGUUACAUUUGUGCUUUUAGCAUGGAUAUUCAUGUUAAUGAAACCUUUGCUUUUAAAAUGCGUCAUUUGUUUGCUUUUCAACGUGAUUGUCCUUGAGACAACCUUUUAUGUCCUUGAGAAAGAUCAUAUCUGUUAUAUUAAGAUUGUGUUUAAAAUUUAAAUUUGUAGAGAAAUUUUUUAAUAUUUUGGACUUUAUAUUCAUUGUUAACCCAUAAAAUUCUACACGUAUGCUUGU